Molecule: messenger RNA, 1047 nt
Organism: Octopus bimaculoides (California two-spot octopus)
Lineage: Eukaryota; Metazoa; Mollusca; Cephalopoda; Octopoda; Octopodidae
Source: RefSeq, a predicted model, not a curated record
AUGACAACUGGAAUGGACAUUACUGAACUGGACAAAACAGAGGACAUUAGGAAAACGGCAAUCAUUGACAGGGAGCUCACACGGCUGAAUGUAGACAUACUGCCCUGCAAGAGACAAGACUUGCUGACUCUGGUUCCAUUAGGGAAAGAAAUCACACAUUCUUCUGGAAGGGGCUUGGGGAAGAUGAGAGGAGAAUCCAUGUUUGGACUGGGGAAAAUCAAUGAGAAUGGCGAGAGACUCUUAGAAUUCUGCACAAGUAAUGACCUGUGCAUCGCAAACACCUUUUAUAAUGACAAAGACCGGCAUAAAGUUUCUUGGUGCCAUCCAAGAUCAGGUCAUUGGCACAAGAUUGACUUCGUCAUCGUCAGAAAGAAUGAUGUCAACACUGUGAAGCAAACAAGAUCCUUUCAAAGUGCAGACUGUAAUACAGAUCAUCUGUUGGUUAUAGCCAAGGUAAAGAUAGUCACAAAGAAAACACCAAGAGCCGAAAAAUCAAAGAAACCUAAGACCAACACAAAAUACACCCAAGAUCCAGCGAUAAGAACCAAAUUUCAAGAAUAUGUUGAAGAACAGCUCCAAAACUUAGAUAGCAUAUCCCCUGACCACAUGUGGAACAACAUGAAAUCAGCAAUAUAUGGUUCUGCGUCGAGGGCCUUUGGAACGGAUCGACUUUCCAAGGAGGACUGUAUCGAAGCCAAUGCAUCAAUACUUAUGCCAUUACUUGAGAAAGAGCGCAAGAUCUUCAUAAAGCACAAUAGAAAGCCAACAGAAAGUACAAAGCAACAGCUACGUGCUGCAAAAUCCAACCUUCAAAAAGAAACUAGAAAAUGUGCCAACCAGUACUGGGAUAAAUUAUGCUUAGAAAUUCAACAGGCGAGUGACAUGGGUAAUAUCAGGAAAAUGUAUGAGAAGAUUGGAGUUGCUAUCGGACUAACAGUGAGUAAAGUGGCACCUCUCAAGUCUGCAACAGAUGACCAGCUGACGGACAAGAAGAAACAAAUGGAAAGAUGGGUGGAAAAUUACUCUCAAUUGUACACAAAGGAGUGA